This is a messenger RNA of Suillus discolor, 678 nucleotides long. RefSeq lists its product as uncharacterized. Bases 1 to 678 code for a protein of 225 amino acids. The transcript has a single exon. NCBI's taxonomy places the organism in Eukaryota, Fungi, Basidiomycota, Agaricomycetes, Boletales, Suillaceae. The record is from RefSeq and is a predicted model, not a curated record.
AUGCCUCUCCAGAUGGAAAACCCCAAUCAUGCAGUUGUUCCCAACUUUCAGUCACCCGAAUAUGAAGAAGCGCGAGCUCAACUCGUCAAUGAAGCCAUCAAUGACCAGCAAGCAGCGACAAUCCUAGCCAAUCUCUGGUGUAUUCAAAACCACAUGGACAAACAUCAAUGGGCUGCUAGACUCGAAGGAGAAGCUCGAGAAGCAGAAGCUGAACAUAGAGAAGCCACAGAAGAAGAAGCCCAAUGCCAACUAGCUUUGAAAGCAGAACAAGAAGCAGCGAUUCAAGAGAAGCACAAAAAGAAUAAAUCCAAGUACGCCCCAAUCAAGAACAUCGACGUCAACGUCCCUUCCAACCCCAUCAUCCUCCCAUGUCAAUACGCCAUAUGGAAGAUGAAAUCCGGCAAGUACUGUGAAUUGUUCUACUUCACUAAUAGCGGCCUAGAAGAAGCCUCCCGCUCCACCUUCACAGCUGAUGAAGACACCCUCAUCAUGAUGCCCACAUCCGAUGGUUUGCACAAAUGGAUUCCUGCCAGUGCAGCUAGAGACCCCAAAGCUCAGGUCAUCAAAGACAAGAACCUCACAUGGGAACAGUUCAAUGAAUCUGCUCCCCACAUGAUCACCCUCAUGAAAAAGAAUGACUGGCCAGAUGACAGAGUCGACAUGCACAUUUCCUUCUGA